Molecule: messenger RNA, 1056 nt
Organism: Mercenaria mercenaria
Lineage: Eukaryota; Metazoa; Mollusca; Bivalvia; Venerida; Veneridae
Product: tRNA-specific adenosine deaminase 2-like
Exons: 2
Coding region: 111-635 (174 amino acids)
Biological process (GO): tRNA wobble adenosine to inosine editing
Cellular component (GO): nucleus; cytoplasm
Molecular function (GO): tRNA-specific adenosine-34 deaminase activity; zinc ion binding
Source: RefSeq, a predicted model, not a curated record
UUACGUCUCCGCCAUUUGCACACAUUUUGCAUCGAAAGGAAGACCUUCAAGUAUAUUUUUGAUUGCAGAACAAAAACUGUAGUCAGCUGUAGAGCUGUAGCCACUGCUUAAUGGCAGUUAAGAAGGAAUCUGUACAAACUUGGAUGGAGAAAUCAUUUGAAUAUGCAGAAGACGCAUUAAAAAAUGGAGAAGUUCCUGUUGGCUGUAUUAUAGUGUAUGAAGAAACUGUUCUUGCCAGUGGGAGAAAUGAAGUCAAUGAGACCAAAAACGCAACUAGACAUGCAGAAAUUGUAGCAAUUGAUAGAGUACUAGAAUGGUGUUCAGACAAUGGUAAAGACUGGAGGGAGGUGUUUCACAACUCUACGCUAUAUGUGACUGUUGAACCAUGUAUCAUGUGUACAGGAGCUCUACGUAACAUUGGUUUAGGGAAAGUGGUGUAUGGAUGUAGGAAUGAAAGAUUUGGAGGGUGUGGCUCGGUGAUUCCUGUGCACACUGACAGCCUGCCACAGCUUGGACCUAAGUUUGAAUGUGUGGAAGGGGUAAUGGCAGAAAGGGCUGUGGAUUUGCUGAAAGAUUUUUAUAAGGGAGAAAACACAAAUGCACCAGAAUCUAAAAGAAAGAUAAAAGAUAAAUGAACAUUAUUUUAAAGAGAUUUUUCAUAUGCACCACAAGAGCUCCAGGGACCAGAGUUUUGCCUAAUUGGGACUACCAGUAUCAAUGCCAUACAAGUAUACUCAGACUGAUAAUAGACUUUUAGAUAACUCUUUUCUUUUGGCUUUUUAAUGGCAGAUUAUGAUUCCAAAUGAGAAUAAAAUGAAGAAAAAAUAUACAAAUAUUUAUUGUGCUUUAAAAAAGUUAUAAAUAUGACAAAAUAGCAAUUCCUUGAUAAAGGUUGACAGUUAUUGAUAAAAUAGCAUUAAUAUUGCUUCUGUAUUUUCAGACAAUACCACAGUCGAUCUUUAUGCAAUAUAUUAAGAUAUUACAUUUGGAGGUUGUGGAUAAUGCAACUUGAAUUAAAGAUUGCUACAUGUUAGUGUUUUAAAGGUCAGGAACUAG